AUGUCAUCAAAUUUUUAUGAGACAGAUCUCCGUACUAUUAAACCAUUGAUUGGUCGGACAUCGGAUGAUAUUCAGCAGAGAUGUCAUUAUUUAUGUGCAAAUUAUUUGAACGGCAUUUGGUCUGUGACUAAACCGGAAGACAUUGUAAUUGAGAGGAUCAGCGGUGGUAUGUCUAACCAGUUAUACCACUGUACUCUUCCUGGUCACAAAGUCAUUAAUGAUGAGCCAAAUGAAGUAGUGGUCAGACUGUAUAAAGAAAAUAUCGCCAGUGAUCGACACAAUGACACUGUUAUUGGAUUAUUGAUGUCUGAGUACGGGUUGGGACCAAAAAUUCACGGAUCGUUUCCUGAAGGGGUUAUUCAACAAUAUAUACAACACCGACAGUUUGGCAUUCAGGAACAAAAUGAUGAAAAACUAGUGCUAGAGUUGGCCCGAAAGCUGGCUGUACUUCACUCAAUGAAAGUGCCUCUCAAUCGGCGCCAAAAUUGGUUGUUAAACACAAUUGAUAAGAAAAUGCAAAUCGCGUAUCAAAUGUCACCACCGAUUGACAAACUUAUUGAUGAACUCAAACUGGAUUUAUUGACAACCGAUCGGCUAAAUGAAGAGCUAUUGUGGAUCAGACAACUGACAAUAGUUACCGAUUGUCCCGUUUGUUUUACACACAAUGAUUUCAAGAGCGACAAUAUUAUGGUUAUCGGCAAUGAAUGCGAUGUCAACUCAAAUUUGAUAUCAAACCGACUAUUAUUUUGUGACUUUGAAUACUCGGGUUACGGACUUCGGGGCUACGAUUUUGGUACACUAUUUGCCGAAUGGAAUCGCUGUUUGCCUAACGAUUAUAAAAAUCUUCAGAAGUUUCCGGACGACAACCAAUUGAAACCAUUUGUCGACGAAUACUAUCGCGAAUCGGUUCGUCUGGCAGGCAGUGGGUUCGCAACCGACUCGCGAAACUCGUACCAAAAUAUUGUCAAUGAAAUCAAAGUCUUUACACUCGUGUCCAACAUUUUCAUGACAAUCGCUACGUUAGCUUUUGAUGUCCAUAAUUGUCCAGAAAUGCCAUUUCUAACAAAAUCUGUUUUAAUGAUUAGUGCAAAUCAACAU
Messenger RNA from Oppia nitens, 1098 nucleotides. RefSeq names its product choline/ethanolamine kinase-like. The record is from RefSeq and is a predicted model, not a curated record. Gene Ontology annotation, biological process: phosphatidylethanolamine biosynthetic process; CDP-choline pathway. NCBI's taxonomy places the organism in Eukaryota, Metazoa, Arthropoda, Arachnida, Sarcoptiformes, Oppiidae. Gene Ontology annotation, cellular component: cytoplasm. The transcript is spliced from 3 exons. The annotation marks the transcript as partial. Gene Ontology annotation, molecular function: choline kinase activity; ethanolamine kinase activity.